Molecule: messenger RNA, 1661 nt
Organism: Cavia porcellus (domestic guinea pig)
Lineage: Eukaryota; Metazoa; Chordata; Mammalia; Rodentia; Caviidae
Gene: Ndn
Product: necdin, MAGE family member
Exons: 1
Coding region: 116-1084 (322 amino acids)
Biological process (GO): negative regulation of transcription by RNA polymerase II
Cellular component (GO): nucleus
Source: RefSeq, a predicted model, not a curated record
CUGCGGAAGGCGCAGCGCUGAGCGCCUCGCACUUCCUCUCCAGGAGUCGUACUGCGCGCACCCGCUCCCGGAGCUCCAGGACACCGAGGCCCUGCCCUGGUCAGACGGCGCAGAGAUGUCCGAGCAAAGUAAGGAUCUGAGCGACCCCAACUUUGCAGGCAACGCCCCCAGCCCCGGGGCGUCCAGCAGCCACGAGGGCCCUGUGGGGGUCCCCCUGCCAGCCUCUCCACCAGCCGCGCCCCUCGCGCUGCCCCCGAGCCCUUCCGCAGGCCCGUCGGCUUCGCCGCCGCCCCAGGCCGGGAUGGAGGAAGUGGACCCGAAGGUCCUGCAGCAGGCCGCGGAGGAGGGCUUGGUCUGCCAGCCCCCCAGCAGACCCCAGCCCGGGCCCGCGGCGCCAGCUCCGGCCCAGCUGGUGCAGAAGGCGCACGAGCUCAUGUGGUACGUGCUGGUCAGAGACCAGAACAAGAUGGUCAUCUGGUUUCCAGACAUGAUGAAAGAUGUCAUUGGCAGCUACAAGAAGUGGUGCAGAAGCAUCCUCAGACGCACCAGCCUCAUCCUGGCCAGGGUGUUCGGGCUGCACCUGAGGCUGGUCAGCCUGCACACCAUGGAGUUCGCGCUGGUCAAAGCCCUGACUCCUGAGGAACUGGACAGAAUGGCGCUGGGCAACCCCAUGCCCAUGACGGGCCUGCUGCUCAUGAUCCUCAGCCUCAUCUACGUGAAGGGCCACGGAGCCAGGGAGAGCGCCGUGUGGAACGUCCUGCGCAUCCUGGGGCUGCGCCCCUGGAAGAAGCAUUCCACCUUCAGCGACGUGAGGAGGCUCAUCACCCAGGAGUUCGUCCAGCAGAAUUACCUGAAGUACAGGCGCAUCCCCUACAUGGAGCCUCCUGAGUUCGAGUUCUUCUGGGGCUCCAGAGCCAGACAGGAGAUCACCAAGAUGCAAAUCAUGCAGUUCCUGGCCAGGGUCUUUAAGAAAGACCCCCAGGCCUGGCCUACCAGAUACAGAGAGGCUCUGGAGGAGGCCAGAGCCCGGCGCGAGGCUCGCCCACCUGCCCAGUGCCCCCGCCACAGUGUCUCUGAGGACUAGAAAAGUCUGGAGGCAGAUUCAUGGUUCCCGACCCUCACCGGGCGAGCAAAGGGUGGGGUCGACCGUUGGCAUAUUCAGAAUUUGCAGUGCAGUAUUUCCUGUGUACCUGCUAAGUUUCCAGUACGAUGCUUUUAUACCUUUACUGCAAUGUUGUAUUCAUUUGGGGCCUGGCGGGUAGUGCUUAGGGGUUAUGCAUGUCUGUUCAUAAGUAAGUUCAGUUGGUGCUUUCACUUUUGUGCUUUCUUGAAUUUAUAUUUUAUGUACCAGAAAUGUGCUAAACUUACAAAGUUCACUGUAAAAUUUCUCACCUUAUUCUUUGUAUGGGACCGAUGAUGUGUGUUGGGAUCGAUUGCCCCAGGACUGUUGGGAAGAACUCAGGAAAGCUGGCCUGACCAAGAGAAGGGAGAAGACUCCUCCGGCUCGGUGACCUCGCUGGGCACAGGCAUUUCCAUGUGGAGUGAACUGAUUGGGACGGGUGUGGUCUCUGUGUGGGCACUUGUCACACAUCACAACAUAUAUAUAACCCCCUCAUGGAUAACCUCAAAAGUAAACAUUAAAGAUUCUUAUGAUACAAUCA